This is a messenger RNA of Physella acuta, 1279 nucleotides long. RefSeq lists its product as uncharacterized. The record is from RefSeq and is a predicted model, not a curated record. Lineage: Eukaryota; Metazoa; Mollusca; Gastropoda; Physidae.
CACAAGAUUACUUAUUUAGAGGCCGCAGGUAAGAAUAGGGACAACCAGUCGCACGUUUAAACAAGACCUAAACGAUUGGAAUUAAAGAUAAAACAAAUCUGUAAAAAAUAUGCUUCGUGCGGUCUAAAAAUAAACUAUCAUUUUCUGUCUGCUAAAAAUAACUGAUGGAAUUUUCUCCAAAUCUCUGAACAUGUAAGGAUCAUACAACAUCCAUUGAAACAAAAUGGCCCAUAAAGGAUUUAGAGUUCUCCAGGCAUUUGAUCCUGAUGAGCCUGAUGAAUAUGGCUAUGGAAGAAAAUCUCCAUUAUUUGUUGAUGAGGCCGAAACAAUGGAGCAGAUUAGGUCAGCCAGCAAACCCCAUAGCUUGCCAGAUGAAUUAUUGGAUUUGCAGGUCAAUUCCUCGCAACGUGGCUUGUAUGAUGAAACAAUGAUCUCACAACUAAGUUUGGAUGACAAAAACUAUUUGGAAAAAGCUAAAGAUAAAAAUCAGACAUCGCUGGAUAAUACCUUAACAAAAGAACUUGAACGAGAGGCACACUCGAAAUAUCAACAAAAUGUUGCUGAGAGCUAUUGGGAUGGUACCGGCCCAGCACUUAAAGAAGCUCCGUGUGUUUACAAAAUAACAUGCAAAAGAUGUGAGAUAGAGUACGUCGGGAGUACUAUUGAUAUCUAUCAAAGGAUGUCUAUGCAUGUUUAUAAUAUCUCUGCAUCUAAGUUAAACAACAUUUUAUAUAGACAUUUCAGGGGAGAGUGCAAAAAACCUCAUUUUAGCUUUCAUGUACUUGAGUAUGUUCAAUUGAAAGAGUUACACGAUAAAGAGCAACAUUACAUUGAAGAAUACAACACAUUGGAGCCACAUGGCCUCAAUGAAAGAAACGCAAAAGCACUAAAGGAAAUGAUUGACUUUGAAGUUUUUAGGUCAUAAGUACAGAUAAAUUAAAGAUGAUUUAAUUAUACAAAUCACUGGAAGCAAUUUAAAGAUGCUGACAAUAAAAUAUUACUUUAUUAAAUACUAGAUCUUUUUAAUGUAUACAAUUGUGUAAAAAAACUGCUUUACAUUUUAAACAAUCAUACAUAUUUGUUUUUGUGAAUGUACAAAAACAAUGAUAAAUUGUAUUAUUCAUAUAAAGACCAAUGACAAUUAAGGUAGCUGUUUUGAGUAAAUGUAAUAAUAGAUGUUUUAUUAAUACAAACAUGACCCUACGUAUGUUAAUUUUUAAUUCAAAUUGUGCAGUCAAGGUAUCUUGCUUAAGUAGGAGUCAUUUUAAUAUUUUUAUGU